Molecule: messenger RNA, 2008 nt
Organism: Kogia breviceps (pygmy sperm whale)
Lineage: Eukaryota; Metazoa; Chordata; Mammalia; Artiodactyla; Physeteridae
Gene: B4GALT1
Product: beta-1,4-galactosyltransferase 1
Biological process (GO): carbohydrate metabolic process; protein N-linked glycosylation
Cellular component (GO): Golgi apparatus
Molecular function (GO): beta-N-acetylglucosaminylglycopeptide beta-1,4-galactosyltransferase activity; cytoskeletal protein binding
Source: RefSeq, a predicted model, not a curated record
GCCCCGCCCCCGUCCGCGCCAGCUCCUCAGCAGCACUUUGCUCCCUGGGCUGCUGAGCCGGCCAGUGUCUGAGUUCCGCCGCCUGCCCGCCGGCGCCGCUCCCUCGCCUCCUCCCCUGAUCCCUCCCCCAAUUGCAGUGGUCUGGCAGUGUCUGGCCGGCGGCCCGCGGGCGGGCCGCCCUCCCCGCGGUAGCCCACCCCCCCUCUUAAAGCGGCGGCGGGAAGAUGAGGUUUCGGGAGCCGCUCCUGGGCGGCAGCGCCGCGAUGCCGGGCGCGUCCCUGCAACGGGCCUGCCGCCUGCUCGUGGCUGUCUGCGCGCUGCAUCUUGGCGUCACCCUCGUCUACUACCUGGUCGGCCGCGACCUGAGCCGCCUGCCUCAGCUGGUCGGAGUCCCCACACCGCUGCAGGGCAGCUCUAACGGCGCCGCCGCCAUCGGGCAGCCCUCCGGGGAGUUCCGGCCCCGAGGGGCCGCACCGCCGCCGCCUUUGCGCACCUCUUCCAAGCCUCGUUUGGGUGGCGCCUCCAACCCAGACGCGGACUCUCGCCCCGGCCCCGGCCCCGGGAGCAACUUGACUUCGGCCCCAGUGCCCCCCGCCACAGCACUGUCGCUGCCCGCAUGCCCUGAGGAGUCCCCGCUGCUCGUCGGCCCCAUGCUGAUUGAGUUUAACAUACCUGUGGACCUGAAGCUGGUGGAGGAACGGAACCCGAAGGUGAAGGUGGGUGGUCGCUAUACCCCCGAGGACUGCAUCUCUCCUCACAAGGUGGCCAUCAUCAUUCCUUUCCGCAACCGGCAGGAACACCUCAAGUACUGGCUGUAUUAUUUGCACCCAAUCCUACAGCAUCAGCAGUUGGACUAUGGCGUCUAUGUUAUCAACCAGCAAAGCAAGCUGAAGGAGGACCUCCUCUCUGAUCUGCUUCUUGCUCUCCACCUACUUCCUCUUCUGUGCCCUUCACCUCCUAGAGAGAGAAAGAAAGAGAGGAAUGCCGACCUAACUACUGCUGUGACUGCUGCUGCUGCCACCACUGCUGCCACCCUGGCUGGAGAAUCCAUGUUCAACCGUGCGAAGCUCCUCAACGUUGGCUUUAAAGAGGCCUUGAAGGACUAUGACUACAACUGCUUUGUGUUUAGUGACGUGGACCUCAUUCCAAUGAACGACCAUAACACCUACAGGUGUUUUUCACAGCCACGGCACAUUUCUGUAGCAAUGGAUAAGUUUGGAUUUAGCCUACCUUAUGUGCAGUAUUUUGGAGGUGUCUCUGCUCUAAGUAAACAACAGUUUCUCACCAUCAAUGGAUUUCCUAAUAACUACUGGGGCUGGGGAGGUGAAGAUGAUGACAUUUUUAACAGAUUAGCUUUUAAAGGCAUGUCUGUAUCUCGCCCAAAUGCUGUGAUCGGCAAGUGUCGGAUGAUCCGCCACUCAAGAGACAAGAAAAAUGAACCUAAUCCUCAGAGGUUUGACCGAAUUGCACACACAAAGGAGACAAUGCUCUCGGACGGUUUGAACACACUCACUUACCUGGUGUUGGACGUGCAGAGAUACCCGUUGUAUACCAAAAUCACAGUGGACAUCGGGACACCUAGCUAGCAUUUUGGUGCAUUGAUAAGAGACCUGAAAAUGGCCAGGGACCUCUGCUGUGUGUCUCUGCCAAUCUGCUGGGCUGGUCCCUCUCAUUCUUACCAAUCAGAGUGAUAGACCCUCUCGGCUUAUCAUUCAGACGCCUUUGCAGAUGACCAGGACAAGUGGGAUAUUUUGCCCCCAACUUGGCUUGGCAUGUGACUUCUUAGCCCCACGAGGUGUAUGUAAGCAUAGCAGCUGUCAGCCUUUGGGGGGUUCUCAACAUGUUCACAGUGUCACCCCAAAGAAUCAGAGCUAUACACAGCCCCAAAUUUGGUGACUGUGGGACUCAUUCCCUGCGAAAAACUGCUAAUCUGUUGUGAUAUAGGUAAGAAUUUCGCUUUAAAUUGUGGUAUUAUUACUUUAUGAAAAAUUGGAGAGUGCUGCUGAAA